AUGUCUCGCGCCGAACCCGCAGAGACGGUCCCGGACCAUGAAGUCGUUAUUGCGGCAGAUGAUGCGCCCGUGAUUGACGACGCUGCAUCUGACAGAGCAUCGAGCUUGGCAUCAUCAAGCACAAGUGUUGCUGCGUCAGUCCUCAACUACCGGCAGGAAAACGGGAGAACUUACCAUGCAUACAAGGAUGGCAAAUACAACUUGCCGAACGAUGAACUGGAGAACGACCGGCUGGACCUCCAACACAACCUGUUCCUCCUGACUUUUGACGACAAGCUUGGGAACGCUCCUCCUAACGACAAGGAUGCUAAAGUUGGAAGAGUAUUGGAUGUUGGGACAGGCACCGGAAUCUGGGCGGUCGAGUUUGGCGAUGAGCACCCAGAUGCCGAAGUGCUUGGGUUUGACCUCUCAGCUACCUUCCCUGAGUUCAUGCCCCCCAACGUCAAGUUCGAGGUCGAUGAUCUCGAAGAGCCCUGGACGUACUCACAGCCCUUUGAUUACAUCCACAGCCGGAUGAUGAACGGAUGCAUCAAUGAUUGGGACGCCUACGCAAAGAAGUGCUUCGACAAUCUGAGCCCUGGUGGAUAUGUCGAAUUCAACGAGACACCACUCAAGCCUAUGAGUGAUGAUGGCACUCUGAAGGAAGACGCGCAGAUCCUGAAGAUUGCUGGUCUGAUUCAACAGGCCUCAGAGAAGGGUGGACGACCAACCAUUGACAUCAACAGCUUUAAGGACGUCCUCAUUCGUGCAGGUUUCGAAGACGUCAAGGUGCUUAAGUACAAAUGGCCAACAAACACGUGGCCCAGAGACAAGAGGUUCCAAGAGAUCGGGGCUUGGAGUUUUGAGAACAUUGUGGCGGGUUGGGAUGGACUCUGCAUGGCUAUGCUGACGAGAUUUCAUGAAUGGACGAAGGAGGAAGUCAUUCUCUCCAACGCGCUGUGUCGCAAGGAAUUCAAGGACAAGAGCAUUCACGCAUACUGGCCGCUGUACUCGAUUUAUGGCAGGAAGCCUCUGAAGUCAGAGUAG
Messenger RNA from Colletotrichum karsti, 1026 nucleotides. RefSeq lists its product as uncharacterized. Bases 1 to 1026 code for a protein of 341 amino acids. The transcript has 8 exons. Gene Ontology annotation, molecular function: methyltransferase activity. NCBI's taxonomy places the organism in Eukaryota, Fungi, Ascomycota, Sordariomycetes, Glomerellales, Glomerellaceae. The record is from RefSeq and is a predicted model, not a curated record.